AACACAAGAAAUCAAAUUCAGCAAACAAAGAAAAAAAAAAGAACGAAAGAUGAACUUCCUCUCCGAUCAGGUAAAGAAAUUCUCGGACUCCAAACCAGAGGAGCCAGACCACAACAAACCCGCCGAAGGAACCGAAACAACCAACAGACCAGCUUCAUCCUCCGAGCUCAUGGCCAGUGCCAAGGUCGUAGCCGAAGCUGCUCAAGCCGCUGCUCGUAACGAGUCAGACAAACUCGACAAGGCUAAAGUCGCCGGAGCCAGCGCUGACAUCUUAGAUGCCGCCCAAAAAUACGGAAAGCUCGAUGAGAAGAGCGGCACUGGUCAGUACAUAGAGAAGGCCGAGAAGUAUCUAAACGAUUUCGAGUCCUCGCAUUCUUCCGGCGCCGCCGGUACUCCUCCCCCGGCAAUUGAGGCUGAACCGGAAGCUAAGAAGCCCGAAGAGGAGUCUGGUGGUGGCUUGGGAGGUUAUGCUAAGAUGGCUCAAGGUUUCAUGAAGUGAUUAUUGAUCUUUACUAUAUGAAUUUAAAUAAGUACGUA
Messenger RNA from Raphanus sativus (radish), 537 nucleotides. RefSeq names its product nodulin-related protein 2-like. The transcript has a single exon. The record is from RefSeq and is a predicted model, not a curated record. The coding region runs from base 50 to 499 and encodes 149 amino acids. Lineage: Eukaryota; Viridiplantae; Streptophyta; Magnoliopsida; Brassicales; Brassicaceae. Gene Ontology annotation, biological process: response to heat; regulation of abscisic acid biosynthetic process.